UAUUCUAAUAGAAAACGAGAGAUUCUAAUCAAUUUAAUCGGAGAAUUUGAUAAUUUGAUCAAAUCUGAUGAGUUUCUAACAAUUAAGAUUAGAAUAAUUAAGAUUUUCUCUUUCUCUCUCUUACUCUUGUUUACUUUUGUCUCUUUCUCUUUCCACUCAAGUCUUUAUGUCUAUUCAGUUACACAUGAGUUAAUCUCUUUUUCUGGUUUGUCAUCAUCUCUUUUUUGUCUUUAAUUGUUUAGAAUGUUUCAUUUUUGUUCCACAAUUAAAUGUAGCAAAUAGUUACAAUUACCAAUUUACAAUUAGUUCUAAUUUCCAUCCAAUCACCAGUUAAUUGUGUUAUUGUUUUUCUAUGUUUGAAACCAUUGAAAGGGAUCAUCAACUCAUCUUCACUUUUCCACCAUAACCAAAUAGUGUUUGUUUCUUGUUGUUAAACAACAUUUUCUUUUUGUGUAUCAUCAUCAUCAUCAUUUAAAGUAGAGACCCACCCGAAAAUAUAAAGUGUUUAUCUCUUUCAAUCGGAUUAACUUGGAUCAGCAAUUUUUUGUGUUUAAUCUUCAUUUUUAAGUAAUCACAUUAUCUCUGAUUAUUUGUUACCUUGUUUCCUGCUCUCUCUGUCAUCAAAACCACCAUCAAGUUGACACUUUUUGGUCCAUUGAAAGUGUCCAUUGGUAACUUAGCUCAUCUAAAUCCCAUUCUUAUUCCAAAUUCCAUUGUUUUUUUGUUCUUUUUUCCUUGUGUUUUGUUUUCUUCAUCUCGGUGAAUUUGUGAUUUUAUAGCCUCCACUUAUCGUUUCCUAAUCGAACCAGAAUCUAAAUUGUAUUCCAGUGAACCCAAUUACAUGAUAAAAGUACCAGAUGAAACCAGGGGAAUAGAUUAUUGUAUUUAGAAUCUGGUAGAUAGAUUGACACAACAUUUAUAUCAUUUAUCCAUAUUUUUCAUGCGUAAAUUCAUCUAUUAAUUGAUAUCAUCUCAAAAUUAAUCUCUGUUCAGUUUGCCUGAAAGAAGAAGAGAUUAGAAAUUUAAUUUGAGUGGAGAAGAAAAAAAAACUCAUUGGAAUUGUUGUCGUUGUUUUUUUCUCUUCAUCUUUUCUUGUCUCUGUCUUGAAUAUAUUCCAGUUAAUUGUCCAAUUGUUUACGCUUCAUUUUUGACAAUUUCCAAUCAUCAAUUCAUUUUAAUCAGUUAAUCUUCAUCAUUUCCAUUCAUCAUCAUCUUCCUAUUCGAAUGACAAAAAGCCUUUCAAUCUAAUGGGAGAGCCACAUUUCUACAAGUUUGGUGAACACGGUUCUGGAUUCAGAGCUCCUAAUUCAGAUGCUAUUCAAGAUUUUAAUCAACUACGUGAAUUCUGUCAACAAAAUGGUCAACUGUUUGAGGAUAAAUCGUUUCCAGCUAUUGGAUCAUCUCUUUACUUUUCAAGUAAAGAAGGAAAUAAAUUCAAAUGGAUGAGACCCAAGGAACUUGUUGAUGAUCCUAAAUUCAUCGUUGAAGGAGCAUCUCGUUUCGAUGUCUGUCAAGGUGAACUCGGAGAUUGUUGGCUUCUUGCAUCCAUUGCCAAUCUAACUCUCAAUGAUAAACUCUUCAAACGAGUUGUCCCUCAUGACCAAACCUUUGGAUCUGAUUACGCAGGAAUAUUUCACUUCCGUUUCUGGCAAUAUGGUAAAUGGAUUGAUAUCUGUGUUGACGAUCGACUACCUACAAUCAAUGGAAAACUUGUCCUCAUGCAUUCUAAGGAUAGGAAUGAAUUUUGGAGUGCACUUCUCGAAAAAGCUUAUGCAAAAUUACAUGGAAGCUAUGAAGCUCUUAAAGGAGGAACGGUUACUGAAGCAAUGACCGAUUUCACUGGUGGUCUUACGGAAUUUUAUGAGAUUCAGACUGAUGAAUGUCCGUCCAAUUUGCUACAAAUCAUGCUCAAGGCUUUCCAGAGAUCUUCUUUCAUGGGUUGUUCAAUAGAUGCACUUGAUUCAUCAAUGAUGGAAUCAGAAUUGCCAAAUGGACUAAUCAAAGGACAUGCCUAUUCGAUUACUGCUGUGAGAUGUGUUGAGCUAAAAACAGCGAGAGUUCAAGGAAAAAUUCCCUUGAUUCGUAUUCGGAAUCCAUGGGGAAAUGAGGCUGAAUGGAAAGGUGCUUGGGGUGACGGGUCUCGAGAGUGGACAUUGGUUUCUGAGUCCGAGAAAAAAAGCCUCGAGUUAAACUUUGAACAUGAUGGUGAAUUUUGGAUGACUUUCGAUGAUUUCAAGUCCAAUUUCACUAAACUUGAAAUUUGUCAUCUCACUCCUGAACCAGUUGCUGAUGGUCCCAAAAUAUUUUGGAAUGAAGUGCAAUUCGAGGGUGAAUGGGUAGCUGGUGUUACUGCUGGUGGCUGUCGAAAUAAUCUUCAAACCUUCGCCAGUAAUCCUCAGUAUAUAAUCGAGCUGAAAGAUCACGAUGAAGGUGAUGAGGAUGAUCUUUGUACCCUAAUUGUUGGUCUCAUGCAGAAAAAUCGUAGAGCCAAACGUAAAAUGGGUCUUGAUUCAUUGACUAUCGGUUUCGCCGUUUACGCUAUCAAAGAUGGACUUUUCUCUUAUGGAGAUGAACCAGCCGCAACUCGUGGUUAUGCACGUCGUCAAUUGCUGCCAACAGAAUUCUUCAAAUACAAUGCAUCAGUUGCAAAAUCACCCACUUUCAUUAAUCUAAGAGAGGUUUCAUCGCGAAUGAGACUCCCACCAGGUCAAUAUUGUAUAAUCCCGUCCACGUUUGAUGCAAAUGAAGAAGGUGAAUUCAUUUUAAGAAUCUUCACCGAACGGCCACCAACAACCGCUGAAGAAAAUGACGAUGAAGUUGGAUACUGUCCAGAAGAUAUCGACCAACAAAAUACUAUCAUCAUUGAUGAAUCAAGGGAUAAAGUUGCCGAAGAAGAUAUUGUUCGUCGUGAAGUUAAACCACCUUCACCAGGUCCAGGCCAAAAUAUUCUCGGUGGUCAAGAUAUGACUCGUUAUAUUGAAAUUUUCGGAACUGUGAUGACCGGUCUUCGUUUUGUAUUAACAAAUUGUGUUCAAACUGAAGAGACUAAAGAUCCAAUGCAACAGACUCAAGGGACGAAAGUGCUAUCAACUAAAACAGCCGAUUUCUUUACUCGAAUCGCUGGUGAAGAUAUGGAAGUCGAUGCUGCUGAAUUACAGGAAAUACUUAACCAUGCACUUAAGAAAGAGUUCAAAUUUGAUGGUUUCUCCUUGGAUACAUGUCGAUCUAUGAUCGCUUUGUUGGACGAUGAUAGAUCAGGUAAACUUGGCUUGGAUGAAUUUACAUCUCUUUGGACCAAAAUUAGACAUUGGUGUGAUGUCUUUAAACAACAUGACAAGGAUUUAAGUGGAACCAUCAAUACGGCUGAACUACGCUCGGCUCUACAUGAGACUGGUCUAUCUGUGAAUAGACAAAUAUUAAUUCUGAUUGUUCAUCGUUAUGGUGAUAUUUAUGGCAAGAAACAUGACCAAUCAGUUAAACAUGAAAGAUAUUUAACUUUUGACAACUUUAUUCAUGUUUGUUUGAAACUCAAACAUAGUAUUGAACUUUGGAAUGAUCAGAAUACAAAAUCGUCUCAAACAAUAUCCAAAUCAUCCUCAGGCGCUUCAUUUACGCUGGAUGAGUGGGUUGAGAGAGUCAUGUAUUGCUAAUGACGAUGACACUUUCUCAGGAAGAGAAUGUAAAUCAAUUCGAAUGCCCAAAAAUGGAACUUCUAUCAUGAUAUCUGCUUGAAUUCAUCUCUUAUUCUUUCCUUUUCGCUAAACUCUUAUACUCGCCAAAAUUGAUAUAUAAUUCGUGUUAUGGACUGGAAAACAAAUAUUAUUAAUUAUACGUGGAAAUUUGCAAUCAAAGGCCUGUUUUAAUCAUCAUUAAAUUAACCCGCAAUCAUGCAUCAUGUAUUUGUAUUAUCUUUUCAAAUUGGCAACGUAAAAAUUGAAACUCAUCUGUCCAAAAUGUCCAAAUUAAAUGAUUAUGGUUCAUGGGCAUCAGCUUUAUAUUCAUGAAACAACAACAAAAAUAUUCUUGCUUUCCAACCAAUAUAUUACCUCCUUGUGUGCUCGAUGUUUACCUUAAAUUUUGACAAAAGUUAUCAUGCUGAACUUUACCUGAGAUUGAUGAAAAAAAAAUGAAUUACUGUCCCUAAAUAUUUACGAUUCAAGAAAAAAAAAACUAAAAUCAAAACAAUCAAGAAACUUUUUCAAAAGUUGUAACUCUUGAGCUCUUAAAUUCAGCUUUGCCUAUUUAAAUGCUCAUUUAUAAAAAAAAGUAUUAUCCCAACUCACUAAUUGUUGUUUACUAUUACAUCACAAACAAUAGUUAAUUAGUUAAGUUGAAUUUGUAUCAAUCAAGUUAUCAUUUGUAAACUUUACGACUUACGCUUUAUUGGCCUGGUACUAAGAAGACGGAAAUAGGAAUGGACUUGAUUUCCGUUGUUUUCAAAGAGGUAAAACUGAUUAAAUAAAAUGUUUUUGGAAAAAUUA
Molecule: messenger RNA, 4481 nt
Organism: Panonychus citri (citrus red mite)
Lineage: Eukaryota; Metazoa; Arthropoda; Arachnida; Trombidiformes; Tetranychidae
Product: calpain-B-like
Exons: 15
Coding region: 1248-3650 (800 amino acids)
Biological process (GO): proteolysis
Cellular component (GO): cytoplasm
Molecular function (GO): calcium-dependent cysteine-type endopeptidase activity; calcium ion binding
Source: RefSeq, a predicted model, not a curated record